Caenorhabditis remanei is the source of this 291-nucleotide messenger RNA. RefSeq lists its product as uncharacterized. Lineage: Eukaryota; Metazoa; Nematoda; Chromadorea; Rhabditida; Rhabditidae. The record is from RefSeq and is a predicted model, not a curated record. The coding region runs from base 1 to 291 and encodes 96 amino acids. The transcript has 2 exons.
AUGCCCAAUGUCAAUUUGAGCAAGAAACUUGUCAGAAAGGAUAUUCUGAGUUCAUCUGGACGUCGUCGCGUGUUGAGGAUUUGGGAAAGUCUCAAUGCGUUGGUCCUAAAGUGCUCUCCUUGCCUUUCACGUCUACUUCACGAAACGAACAACCGGAGAGACAGAUUCGGUACUCGAGUCAUCGCUCCAGAGAGACAGCGCAUGCUUCGUCACCCGAAGGGAUUGAAGAAGAAGAACAGCUGUCACUGCAGAAUGGAACCAACAUAUAAAUUAAUUUCUUGUGAAAGUUGA